CGCCGGGCGAGCGGAGGGCGGCGGGGGAGGAGCAGGAGGAGGAUGAUGAUCUCGGCUACCGGCUCUUCCCCGAGCGCCGCAAGCAGCCGCAGAGCUUUCUGGCGCGCAGCCUCUUCACCUUCCACAACAGGUGCCAGGUGAUGCUGAGGAUGACCCUGGACACCAAUCCACAUGCUCGACUUCUUCUUGAGGCUAUGAAGCAAUCUGGUUGCACUGUCUUCAAUGACCGGCACUUUUCUUGUGAGGACUGUGAUAGCUGUGUUGGGGGAGGCUUUGAUUCUGCCACGUCUCAGAUUGUUCUGUGUCAGAACAAUAUUCGCCACCAAUCCCAGAUGAACCGUGUGGUUACACAUGAGUUGAUUCAUGCUUUUGAUCACUGCCGUGCACAUGUUGACUGGUUCAAAAAUGUCAAGCACUUAGCAUGUUCAGAGAUUCGAGCUGCUAAUCUCAGUGGAGACUGUACACUGAUGAAUGAAAUAGCCAGGUUUAAAUUCGGAUUAAAGCAACACCAGCAGACUUGUGUUCGAGACAGAGCAAUUCGUUCCAUUCUGGCUGUUAGAAAAGUUAGCAAAGAAACGGCAGAAAAAGCUGUGAAUGAAGUUUUUGAUGCCUGCUUCAAUGAUCUGGAACCAUUUGGAAGAAUCCCACACAGCAAAUCAGAUGCAAAACGUGCUUUUAAGGACUUUCAGAACCGAGAUCGCUAUAAUGCAAAUUUGUAGAGGAAAAAGCUUGAAAAAUAAUUUUAAUAUUUGUUUACACCUAGGUUAAGCCUACGCACACAACUCUGAUGGAAUGGGCAGUUCUACCAAGUGAAUCAAUUCAUUUUGUAGACAUUAUCCAUGAGCCAAGUUCCACUGAGGUAAACAAAAUAAGUAGGACUUUGAACAGUGUGUUUCCUCACCUGUUGUUUCAGCAGGAUCAUUCAGUGUAUCAAAUGACUUGGCAAAUAAGACUUAUUUUGCACAAUUCAAUGCAAAUUA
Nothoprocta perdicaria is the source of this 980-nucleotide messenger RNA. RefSeq names its product ATP23 metallopeptidase and ATP synthase assembly factor homolog (gene ATP23). The transcript has 6 exons. The record is from RefSeq and is a predicted model, not a curated record. Gene Ontology annotation, cellular component: extrinsic component of mitochondrial inner membrane. Lineage: Eukaryota; Metazoa; Chordata; Aves; Tinamiformes; Tinamidae. Gene Ontology annotation, molecular function: metalloendopeptidase activity. Gene Ontology annotation, biological process: mitochondrial protein processing; mitochondrial proton-transporting ATP synthase complex assembly. Bases 141 to 719 code for a protein of 192 amino acids.